This is a messenger RNA of Protopolystoma xenopodis, 284 nucleotides long. Lineage: Eukaryota; Metazoa; Platyhelminthes; Monogenea; Polystomatidea; Polystomatidae. The record is from the annotation of a GenBank genome assembly.
AGCGUUCAUCGAUUUCGGCAAGCAGAAGAAGUCGGCUCCGGUCAUUGCGCCAUUGUCGUGAUCGUAGCAGAAGCGCAUGCACGGCUCCUCAACGCCCUUGUUGGAGCAGCAUUUCAAGAUGUCCAACAUAUUGGCAUGGCAACGCAUUGCCGUUGGAAAGCUGGCUACACAUUCCUCUUUCAGAAAGGUGCUCGCCAACAAGUUAUGAGGAAUUCUGCUGCACAAGCUGGAUUGACAUGAUUUCGGUACAGCAUUCUUUUGGCAGCAAUCGGACACGUCUGUAG